AUGCACCCCAAAGAGUCAACCUCAAGUCCACAACGUGUUUGCAGUUUCAGCCUCUCCUCAUCGCCAAGCUGCCGACUUGCACACGGAUACAGUUGCAUUUUCCCAUCGUCAUGCCAACCUUGGAUUUGGAUUGGUACGGUACGGCUCUUACCUGCCCAACAUAUAUUCUGUCAUGGACAUUUAAGUGAUCCCGACCCUGUCGAUGGCGCCUUGAACCGAAAUAGUGACCUUAUUCCCGAAUGGGACGACAACUGUCCGCGUUUAAAACCAUGCAUCGUAUUCAAAAAGAGGCUGGACAACGAGACUUUAGCUAAGCUCAUUGAGAAAAUUGAGGCUUUGGUGGAGGAUGCAGACCCACCUGUCAAGACCACAUCAACCCUGCCCAUCACAGAAGAUCCAGGCGAAGCGAAAGACAUGGAGACAACCCAGAAUGUUUUCGUUCAACCCAUCGACGAGGUUGUGAAGGAUAUCGUUUUAGAGAAGAUUAAGGGCAGUGGAUACUGCAAGCAUAGGGAGAGAAGUGAAUUGCUCGAUGAUAAUGGAAGAGUUGAGGAGGAGGAUCAUCAGGGCACUGCCGAAGAAGAAGAUCCAUAUCUAUUCCUUUGA
Molecule: messenger RNA, 606 nt
Organism: Protopolystoma xenopodis
Lineage: Eukaryota; Metazoa; Platyhelminthes; Monogenea; Polystomatidea; Polystomatidae
Source: the annotation of a GenBank genome assembly